AUGGAGACUAGAGAGGGAAUUAGUUCCUCCAUAAUAGAGAAGUUCUCGAGUCUUUUCAAAGCCGAGGAGUUAAGAAGGAGUGAAAGACUUGGAAAAUUUAUCCCGGUUGGUCUUUCUAGGGUGAAGGCCAAGCAUUUAGAAGCUAUUCCUACAGAGUUUGAAAUUUGGAAUGCAAUGAGGAGCAUGCACCCUAUCAAAGCACCCGAACCUGAUGGUAUCCCAGCUUGGAUUGGAGAAAAUGUGAUCUUAGCUAGUGAAAUAGAUCAUUUCAUGAACCAGAAUAGAGGAGUUAGAGGGAUUGUGGGUAUUAAGCUGGAUAUGCAGAAAGCAUAUGAUAGAGUGGAUUGGGUUGUCCUCACCCGAAUCCUGACCCUUUUUGAAUUUCCUGACAAAAGCAUGAAACUUAUUCUUAACUGCAUCCUAACAGCUUCUAUUGGAACUUUUAUUGAAUGGAAGUGUUUUUUGAAAAAUCCCUACGGAAAGGGGGCCUAA
This is a messenger RNA of Ziziphus jujuba (common jujube), 492 nucleotides long. RefSeq lists its product as uncharacterized. The transcript is spliced from 2 exons. The record is from RefSeq and is a predicted model, not a curated record. The coding region runs from base 1 to 492 and encodes 163 amino acids. NCBI's taxonomy places the organism in Eukaryota, Viridiplantae, Streptophyta, Magnoliopsida, Rosales, Rhamnaceae.